This is a messenger RNA of Epinephelus lanceolatus (giant grouper), 5557 nucleotides long. Its product is annotated as leucine-rich repeat-containing protein 52-like. Gene Ontology annotation, cellular component: plasma membrane. The record is from RefSeq and is a predicted model, not a curated record. NCBI's taxonomy places the organism in Eukaryota, Metazoa, Chordata, Actinopteri, Perciformes, Serranidae. Gene Ontology annotation, molecular function: protein binding.
GCGAGAGGAUGGCAAACAUGUAGUGGAACAACUGACCGUGAUCAUUGCAAGCAGCGCAGCGUGAGAGGACGUUGUGAACGUUUACAGGGUGCGAAUAGCUGAUGGGAGAAACCCGAUGAAUCAAUGAACUUUGAUCAACACCAUGACGGCGUGUGGCUGUCAAGUUCCAGACAGUGGGUGCGCGCUGGAUCCAGAAGCAACGACAGGAUGAACUGAGACAUUACGCGCGAGAGGUUGCCACGGGCAAGCGUUAGAUUUGACCUCUGUGGAAAUCAUUUCUGAGACAAACAACUUGGUGAGGAUGUAUCAAUGAAGAAUGUGACCGCGCCUGACUCUCUCCACACGGGGUGGAUGAAGCCCUCGGCGGUGUCAUGCGUCUUGCCCCGCAGCCAAACGCGCAACCCUUGCGGCUCAUAGUUCUGCUCCUCCUCACCGCGGGGGUGAACGCAUCCCCGGUGAUCUCUUCAGGCUGCCCGGACAGGUGCGUCUGUGAUGACCAGCUGGUGGUUCAAUGCGCUGGGCAGCACCUGACCACCUUCCCGGUCAACUUGCCGCUGGCCACGCGGCAGCUCAUCAUCUCCAACAACCGUAUAGUGGAGCUGCCGCCGCUCGCGCUCAACUACCUCUCCGAUCUGGUGUACCUGGACUGCAGCAACAAUUCCCUCACUGAGAUAUCUGAGUCCACGUUUGGGAAUCUACGGAAGCUGGCCUACCUGGACCUCUCCUUCAACACCUUGAUCCGGAUCGAGGACCGGACGUUCGGCCCCUUGGCGAGCCUGGUGAUGCUGAGGAUGACCGACAACCCGGGGCUCUCGGAGAUUCACCAGGACGCCUUUUUGGAGAACGCGGCCCUGCAGGUGCUGGAUGUGAGUCGGAACAACCUGACGGUCCUCAACAUCACCUCCCUGAUCGCGCUGCCUGCGCUGCGCUCGGUGGGGCUCAGCGGGAACCCGUGGAGCUGUGAGUGCGACAACGAGGACCUGUGCCUGUGGGUCCACCUGGAGGGCUUCAAGUUCCAAGAUGAGGGCCAGACGGUGUGUGGCUCACCUGCUGACAUGCAGGGCCGUCGCAUGGGUGAGGUGGGCAUCCAGCUACGGACGUUGUGUCACCAGACUCUGGGCUCCUGGGACUACCUUUUCUUUGUCCUCAUCGGCUUUGUCAUCUUCGCCGCUGGCACCGUGUCGGCCUGGGUGAUGGGCAUCAUUAUGGUGCUCUAUGAGCGCUACAUCAAGAAGAAAGACGAACAGCUGGAUCCGGAUGACGAGGAGGAGUCCGGUGAGACGGGUCACACGUCGCAUGCCAGGAGUGACCAUGGCAACGGGAAUUUGAAAACGUCACAUACUGUUUAAAAUGUUUAAUCCCACUCUGCCCAUUGUGGAUUCCUACAGUGCCUCCUGUCAACUUCCAGGACUGUCUGUGAAGUCUAAUUACACUCCAGUCAAAGUGAGUCUGUUCAACAGGCUCGGCUCUGAAAGAGAAAAGAGAGGAUUCAACAGAAAUGUGGGAUGCCAUUCUUCUCAUUUGUAGUGGGCUUUCAGGUGAUGUAACACACACUCUGGCUGCCAUUGUGGAGGUCCCUAAUCAUUGAGUAUUACUGACCAUGUAUGCAAACACAUACACAUAGCUAUUUCCUUUAUUACCAGGCUUUAUCUUAAGCUAAGCAGCUGCAGCCUAUGGCUUUAUAUUUGAUAGGGCGAGUGGUAUCAAUCUCCUCAUCUUAAUCUUGGUAAUACAGCUUACAAGAGUAUUCCCAAAAUGUCCAACAAAGGAGCAGCAGUAUUAAUCAAAGUCCAGCUCAGACCAUCAUGAUUUCCGACCCAAUCGUCAGAAAAAAUGUUGACAUUGUAUGUUUUUGCAAACCACAGUUAUGUUGCAUUUGCACAUUAUUUCUAGUGGAUAUGUUAAAAAUGUAUGUUUCCACAACCCUGUGCUUAGGUUUUGGUAUAAAAAAACACUAGUUAUGUUUUGGAAAAGAUCAUGUUUUAGCUUGGCUUGCAACGCAUCGUUGUCACAGUAAAAAACAACCGCGCUUUGUGGCACUAUCCCAGCAAAGAAAGCAGCGAUGUCUGUAAAAAAGACAACUGCUUUUCCUUGCCAUAUUCAGACAGGAAACACAGUGUUGUGUGUCAACAAAAGUCUGCUUUUUGUGACUUUAUCCCAGCAGGAACCACAGUGAUGCAUUGCUAAAAAAUACCCACAUUUGGUGACAAAAAAGCAGCUACAAUGACAAUAAUGACUCAUUUUUGUUGUUUGUUGGUCUCGUCAGCUCAUGCACUACGUCACUUUAGACAUGUUGAUAUGCUUCAUUUGAACUGUACAAAUGUAACAUAUUUAUGGUUUGCAGAAACAUACAAUGCCAACAUUUUCUUCUGAUGACUGGGCUGCCUAUUUCCAGUCUUGAUGCUAAGAUAAGCUAAGCUAAGCUAACUGGCUGCAGACUGUAGCUUUAUAAUUAACAGACAAAUAUGAGAGUGGUAUCAAUCUUCUCAUCUAGCUCUGGCAAUACCACAUAUGAAGAGUAUUUCCCAAAAUGUCCAACUAUUCCUUUGACAACCAUCUGGGUCCAGCUGUAACCAACAAAGGAGCAGCAGUACUCAUCAAAGUCGAGCUCAGACGUUCAUAAUUUUAACUACUGGGAACAAACAUGUCAUAUUAUACAUUAUGUAUAUACACGUUAAAUAUAUACACAUGCUACUAUUUACAAUAAGAGUCCCUCUCUAAUCGAAUAAUAUUGUUUGUGCUCAGUAUAUUUACCAGUGGACCUCCAUAAUGGCAACAAGCAUAGCAAGAAGAUUGUGACUCAGCUUCACAGCCUCUACGGGAAAUUUAAACUGGUGUGGUCAUUCUACUCAUAGGUAUAAAACGAGAGGAUUAAAUGCACUCAUAGAAUGCAUUUAUGUCAGUGUAGAUGAAUAAAUGUACGCACUAGUGUGUGUACCAUGCAGCUGCAGGUUGCAUUCAGCUUUUGCAGAUGUGAGCGUGUCCAUCUUUGGUCCAGUGGUGUGUGGUUCUGUGCUGAUAGUUCACCUCCCCUCAUCUAUUAGCCCAGAAACAAACUGCAGUUGAGGCAUUUUGUGUUGAAGAUCUGUUUGUGAAGUUGAAAGUUGGCGUGUGCCAACUGCUGAGGACUGUUUGGCAGCGGGCCCUGCUGGAUGGCAAGUAAACACGAGAGUGUGAUAAUUGAUUUCUACUUCAUCCUCUCUUUGUUGGGUAACUGGUUUGAGUGCAGUGUCCUAUCUGUUUCUGCAUGCACUGUUGAUGCACCAAAAAGCCUUAUGAGGUGUGUACAAGCUAAUACUAUUCAUUAAAGGAAGGAAACAGGAUUUACAUACAGUGUAAUCAUUUUAGACUCGUUCUUUAAAAACAUCUGUGCUCCUAAUUUCUCAGUCUUUUAUUUACAUGAGAAAUUAUGUGGUCUAUUGCCAGGUUUGUGUACUUAAAUAACAUAUAAAUUUCUAUUCAGUUAAGUCAAGUCUAGCUCUAUCCUGAUACAGGAUCAUGGGGGGGGGGGCUGGAGCCAAUGCCUGCUGACACUGAGCGAGAGGCAGGGUACACCCCGGACAGGCCGCCAGACUAUCACAGGGCUGACACAUAGAGACGGACAACCAUUCGCACUCACAUUCACACCUAUGGGCAAUUUUUGAGUCCCCAAUUGACCUAACGUGCCUGUCUUUGGACUGUGGGAGGAUGCUGGAGGACCUGGAGAAAACCCACACUGUCCCCCUCUUGCAGUAAUUAACAUUACUUGACUCAUUUGGAUGGAUUUUGUUUGUUAUUAGAAUACAUAAACCUGACAACAGACCAAAUAAUUUCUUAAAAAAACCUGGUGUUUAACGAAUCUAUAUUUUUACAGCAAUAAGACAGCUGAUGCCAUCAGGUAAAACAGGAAACAAUCAUUUCUGCCCUCAGUGGUAAAUAUGAACACCUGCUUUGUUUCAGCUUUUGUCUCCAGUUUCAAAAACUUAGCACAGAAUGACCACUUCCAUAUUUUUGCUUAUCUGGCUGUACCACUUCAUGGACCCUGACAAUGACUGUUAUGAAUUUAGGAUGGAGCUUGCUGGACUCGGGAAAUAGCUGCUGUGAUAUGGCGUGCUCGGUAUGUGUGCUGUAAAUGUAAAAUCUGUUGUGUCUCAGAAUUAUUUUCCUGAUCUAAGAACAAAAUUGACCUUUUGAGGGACCUGGGAGGAGGGGCAUCCUUUCAUGAUGUUUGGACCAGCUGUUUUUCCCCCUCAUUUUAUGCUGUGCAGAUUUUACUUUAUAAAAGUUUUAUUAUGAAAGUGUUUGGGUUCAAAUCUUUGGAUGUAUGAAAGUUACUGAAUAAUGGUGAUAUAUUGCAGCUGCGCCAUUAAGGCAAGAGGGCAUUCUGAUAACACAGUGAGAAAAGCACAAACAACUUAUCAUCAUUAAUAAAAUGAAUGAUGGCUGAGUUCCAUUUAGCUGCUUCAGUUUCAGGGUUUGGGUAUCUUGCAUGCAGCUACACUAUCAUGGCUUACUGGGACACAUGAAUAAAACUGAGCUAAUAUUGUUACUACAAAUUGUGCUUUUUCCACAAUGACAAGUUAUCUUGGCAUUAUUCAACUUUUACUUGUUAUAAAAUGUGGUGAAGACAGAGUGGUUAAUCUGCGCUCUGUCUCCACACAAUCUGUCGUCUUUCUGUAAUGUGACCUGAAGUACGACUGAGAAACAUUUCUUCACACAUCUACUGGCACUCCCAUGUGCAUAUUGUUGGGAGCUGGCCAAAAUGAACUACAAAUACAAAGUUACUGGUUUAACUAACAGUAUAAUAGAAGUGCACUCUACAGUAUAAACAUGCUGGUUAUGGAUGGGAGUCAAAUGCUAAGUAAUUUUUUUAUCAUGGCAUGAUAAGCACAGAUGUAAUUAAAAGGGAAACUUCAUGUUUUUCAAUAUGGACCCCAUUUUGCCAUGUUUUAUGUGUCUAACUGACGAAAGUGAACAACAGUUUAUGAAAAUGCAUUGUAAUCCCUAUGGGCAAUUGUGCAUCAGCAGUAUAUUGUUAUUAGAAGUGUCUGACAAGAUUAUGGACCUGUCUGAGAAAUGGAAUGAUUUUCCAUACCUCUGUUUGUUAUUGCAACCAAGUCGCACUCAAUGAGACGUCUUUAGACUUGUUGCAUGAAAAACAACGGUGGAAGCGUUCGUGAGAGUUGGAGAGAGUUAAUUGUGUUGGGGUACAGAAAGCUUAACUUAGUGUUAGAAGAUUUUCAGCAUCAUGACUGAAUAUUUAAAUAUUCAAUAUUUAACUAACAAUGUGGAAAAGUCUGGGACGUGGCUGGACAACAACAUAAGUUGAGGGGGUGAAAAGCCCUAGUAGGGCGGGCAGGACUUUCACCCGGGAGGCAGGUGUUCGCUAUGAAUGUAAAGCCAAACCCUGUUAUUUUUAUCUAAACCUAACCAUGUGCGUGUGUUGGCUAAACGUAACCACGUUUGUUGUUGAGGGAAAACAACGUCAUUUCACAGUGUUGUAUUGACAUUGUGUGUUUAUUUUGAAAGAGACUGUAUUCAAGCUUUACAUUUCCUGUGAACAUGGAAGUGCAUUUUA